Drosophila teissieri is the source of this 705-nucleotide messenger RNA. RefSeq lists its product as uncharacterized. NCBI's taxonomy places the organism in Eukaryota, Metazoa, Arthropoda, Insecta, Diptera, Drosophilidae. The record is from RefSeq and is a predicted model, not a curated record. The coding region runs from base 51 to 689 and encodes 212 amino acids. The transcript has 3 exons.
UUUCGCUUUUUUAAACCAAUUCGAGAGAGUUAGUCCAGGUUUUUUCAACUAUGGAGGAUAGCGGCAUCGACAGCGAGGACAGGCAAUCCAACAUCUACGAGGAUGGGGCCGCGGGACUCCUGAAAACGGCCAGCGGAGCACCCAAGCAUAUGUCGGAUCUGGAGUUUGAGGUGGCAUUCAGGGGUGCCGGCAAGGUCUAUGCCCCCACGACCAUAGAAAUCGAUGAAGAGGAGGAAGCGACCGGAGGAAGCGGUCGAGGCCACGAGCCACCCAACACAUGCCGCAUACUGCAGCGCAAACUGGAGCUGAAGGUCGAGCGCGCCCGGCGGAACUACACUCAGUUUCAGGAGGAGCAGGCCACCAAGACGCAGUCGUCCACUCUGAUACCGAUCAACCGACUACCCAUUCCUGGCGAGCCGGAACACAAGCCCCUGGUGGACUACAAAUCCGAGAGCAGCGACGAGGCCGAGGAGAUCUCCUUCUUUCCGGCCCAGCUGAAGCGGUCCAAGCGACGCCAGCAGAACCACGAACUGACUGACACCUUCAGCAUACAGGAGAUGACCAUUGACUCGGAUCUGGAGUCGGACGACAGUGCUGGCACCCAGAAUCUCGAGCUCCUGCUGCCCUCCAUGAAGACGACCAUACUGGACAAGUUCAAGGGCUGCUUCGGAUGCUGGCGACGCAGGUAAUGCCAGGCGGAGGAGC